CUCUCUCUCUCUCUCUCUCUCUCGUUCGAGCUGCCGCCGCUGCCGCCGUCGUCUAGGUAGGGGGGCGGGGGGAGCCGCGAAGCUUUGAGCUUCCUUCUUCUCUUCCCCUCCCUCACCGUCGCUCAGGCAUUGGCUGGGCGACCAGGCCGCAUCCCCCCCACUGGGGGGGAGGGGGCCAUUGUUAUGGAGACAGGUUCUGGGGAUCCCCCAUCGCCGCCACCUCGACCUAACGCCUCUCGUUCAGUUCUUCACAUUCUCAAGCGGAUGGCUCCAGCUCCUGUAGCAUUAGAAGUGACUACCAACAGCAAGUCAGCUUCACCCCUGGCAACAGCCAAUGCAGUAACAAUGGACACCGUAGAAGCCCCAGUGCCAACUGGUACUACCCCGGCAGCACCUUGCAUCGCUACAGAGGUGACAUUAACCGCGAUGAUUGCAGAGAUGACUCUUGUGGCCAAUGAUAGUGGACGGGUGACAGAUCCUGGACAGAUGAUGUCUGAUACCCUGGGAAGGGAUGCAGUUCCACUGGGAGAUGCAUUUUCAGCAGAUCUAGUACCUGUGGUGAAUUCAAUGGUUCCUGUUAUUGCUAAGGCUACAGUAAAUGACGGCAGGAUGAUGUCAUCAUCAGUGGCUUUGCCAAAAGAUGCAGUAGUGAAAUCCCUACCAGUUCCACCAGCUUCGCCAGCAGUGGUAGUGGUGGCCCCCAGUCCUGUGACCCCACCGGAGAAGACUUCACCAACCACUCCAGAGGGUUUGGCACCUCAUGAUUUUUCCACUCCUCAACCAUUUCAAGACCUGGGUUCCCAGUCUAGUCUGGGCACUACUGCAUCCCGGGUCCCUCCAGCUUCUGAUACUUUGAGCUAUUUAGAUUCUGUUAGUCUCAUGUCAGGCACAUUGGAGUCACUGACUGGUCCUGGAUUCCUUGAUGAUGCUAGCUCUCUGGGGUCAGAUUCUGAAAUCAAUGGACUUGCAUACCGUAAGACUGACAAAUAUGGCUUCCUAGGGGGCAGCCAGUAUUCUAUAACACCGGAAAGCACCAUCGCUGUGGAUGUAGCCAGGCAGAGGGAACUUAAGUGGCUGGACAUGUUUUCCCAUUGGGACAAAUGGCUGUCACGUAGAUUCCAGAAGGUGAAAUUGCGCUGCCGUAAGGGGAUUCCCUCUUCCCUCCGUGCCAAAGCAUGGCAACUACUCUCAAAUAGCAAGGAGCUUUUGGAUCAAAAUCAGGGAAAAUUUGAGGAAUUGGAGCGUGAGCCUGGUGAUCCCAAGUGGCUUGAUGUGAUUGAGAAGGACCUCCACAGGCAAUUCCCUUUCCACGAGAUGUUUGCAGCUCGGGGAGGCCAUGGGCAGCAGGACCUGUAUCGCAUCCUGAAAGCCUACACCAUCUACCGGCCAGAAGAAGGUUACUGCCAAGCACAAGCACCCGUAGCUGCAGUUUUGUUGAUGCAUAUGCCCGCAGAGCAAGCUUUCUGGUGCCUGGUGCAAAUCUGUGAGAAAUAUCUUCCUGGUUACUACAGUGCUGGAUUGGAGGCAAUCCAGUUAGACGGGGAGAUCUUCUUUGCGCUGCUCCGACGAGCAUCUCCCAUUGCCUAUCGUCACUUGAAGAGAUACAAGAUUGAUCCCAUCUUGUACAUGACGGAGUGGUUUAUGUGCAUCUUCUCCCGGACCUUGCCCUGGUGCUCAGUGUUACGCGUGUGGGAUAUGUUUUUCUGCGAAGGGGUGAAGAUAAUUUUCCGAGUGGGCUUGGUGCUACUCAGGAACACCUUGGGCUCAGUGGACAAGCUGCGGUCCUGCCAGGGCAUGUAUGAGACAAUGGAGAAACUGCGGAACCUGCCUGUUCAGGCCAUGCAAGAGGACUACUUGGUCCAUGAGGUGAUGAAUCUUCCAGUUACUGAAGCCCUCAUAGAGCGGGAGAAUACCACCCAGCUGAAGAAAUGGCGGGAAACUCGGGGGGAGCUCCAGUACAAGCCCUCCCGCCGACUACACGGCUCGCGGGCAAUCCAUGAGGAGCGCUACCGUAUGAACCCCCCCCUGACUGCCAGCGCCAGCCUCUUGAGCCUCACAGGGCUGAAGCAGAGGGUUGCUCUGGGCAGCAUCAGUGGCCCUUCCUUCUCCCCAGUCCAUUCCAUAGGUACCUUGGCCGAGUCUCCCGCCCCUUCCCCAGUCCCUUCUGCCACCCAGAACCAGGUGGUGGUGUCCGAAGGCCUUCACGCCGCCCUGCCCUCUCCUACUGGGAACAACACGCCCUUGGGCGGCCCUACGAAAGCAGGAAGCAGCAGCAAAGCGGAAAAGCGGAAAGAAAAAGAACGGGAGAAGCAAGAGAAGGUAGAAAAGGAAAAGCAGAAGCUGCAGAAGGAGCGGGAGAAGAAGCUGCAGAAGGAGCGGGAGAAGCAGGAGAAGGAGCGGGAGAAGAAGCAGCAGAAGGAACGAACCAAAGAGGAGGCCAAGCUGAAGAAAGAGAAGAAGCUCUCUCUGAGGAAAAAAGAAUCCAAAUCGGCCACCGAAGAAGGAAAAGAUGGAGAAGCCCCAGGGGGGUCAGUGCUCCAAGACACUUACUUUUGAAUAAUACUAACGGGCGGGACAACACAAGUCUGGACAACCCCCACGGACCAAGAAGGUGGUGGCCACUAGAGACAUGUUGUGGUUGAAGGACCCAGAGGGCCAGAGGAGAUACGCCGAGGGGCAUUGCUGUUGUGCACCGAACCCCUAGACUUAGGGUCACGGAGGGUCAGAGGAUACUUUCCCAGAGUCCAGGAGUUUACCUCUUUUGUGUGCCUGAGGUGGGUGUGAGUCCCCCAUCCUGCUCUCCUCUGCCGUAACGACCAGGGAGAAAUGGUCCCUGAUAGCUGCUGUGGAUAGAGAAGAUGGUGGCCCCGUGUGAGUUUCACCACCACCAACAGGUGCAGCUGCACAACCCUCCUCCGUCCCCUCCAAGCUUGGAGCCUAACCAAGGAAGUAAUUGCGUUAUUAACAAGUACUUUGUAGAGAACCAUCUCCCCUUGAAACCACUUAACCGCUCCAGGUAUGAGAUCCAGAGAAGCAAAGGGUGG
Molecule: messenger RNA, 3044 nt
Organism: Candoia aspera
Lineage: Eukaryota; Metazoa; Chordata; Lepidosauria; Squamata; Candoiidae
Gene: TBC1D10B
Product: TBC1 domain family member 10B
Exons: 9
Coding region: 184-2556 (790 amino acids)
Source: RefSeq, a predicted model, not a curated record